Lutzomyia longipalpis is the source of this 3238-nucleotide messenger RNA. Its product is annotated as tau-tubulin kinase homolog Asator-like. The coding region runs from base 585 to 2885 and encodes 766 amino acids. The transcript has 10 exons. NCBI's taxonomy places the organism in Eukaryota, Metazoa, Arthropoda, Insecta, Diptera, Psychodidae. The record is from RefSeq and is a predicted model, not a curated record. Gene Ontology annotation, biological process: signal transduction; peptidyl-serine phosphorylation. Gene Ontology annotation, cellular component: cytoplasm; nucleus. Gene Ontology annotation, molecular function: ATP binding; protein serine/threonine kinase activity.
AAGUUUUUCAAAGUGACAGAUGGUGCAUGGAAUAAAAGUGAGUGCUCGAGUCAAUUGAUUUGGUGGAAAAUCCAUCCCAAAGUUAAUUUGGGAUAUUCUAAUUGUGAUAAAAGUGAAGACCUCUAGGUGCCCAAAGGGGUCAACGUAGCAGGAAGUUCCGAGGUGGCUGUGGGGCCACAGCAGCCAGCCGAUUAGGUACCAGUUGGGUCAUACCUACAGUUGGGCAUUGGGCAAGCUACAACAAUCCCAGAAGACCCUUGAAUUUUUAGCAGUUUCGCUGACUGAGAUUACUUCUAAAUUUGUAUAUAAUUUGCAUCAGCCAACAACUUAAGUGCUCUAUACUAAAAAAAAAACAAAAUGGAUGCCUAAAGCUUAAAGCCAAAAGGAACCUUUUAAUAAAAAAAAUGUGAUUAAGUGUUCGUGAUAAGUGAAAUUAUUAAUGUGAUUUCAGUGGGAUUUAAAAUGACUACGAUCUCUAAAAAUGAAAAUGACUGCAAGGGUAGGGCAGAUGGAUGAAUCUGGAGUCUAAUCUGAUGGAUGUGCUGUAGAUUAGCAAACUAAAAGAACUACCUUACGGCACAGAAAUGACAUCAACAACAGCACCUGAGGAUUUGUUGCAACCAGGCCAUGUGGUGAAGGAACGUUGGAAAGUUAUACGUAAGAUCGGUGGUGGUGGUUUCGGUGAGAUUUACGAAGGGCAGGAUCUUAUAACACGCGAACAGGUAGCCCUGAAAGUGGAGUCAGCACGACAGCCUAAGCAGGUACUCAAGAUGGAGGUGGCUGUGCUGAAGAAGCUCCAGGGCAAAGAACAUGUCUGCCGUUUUAUUGGAUGUGGCCGCAAUGAUCGCUUUAACUACGUCGUUAUGCAGCUGCAGGGGAAGAACCUAGCAGAACUCCGACGUGCGCAACCACGCGGCGCCUUCAGCUUGAGCACCACUCUACGCCUUGGACUGCAGAUUCUUCGCGCCAUUGAAUCCAUUCAUUCAGUUGGUUUCCUCCAUCGCGAUAUUAAACCAAGUAACUUCUCUAUGGGUAGACUGCCCUACAAUUGUCGACGUGUAUAUAUGCUCGACUUUGGUCUUGCUAGGCAGUACAUCACCAGUAAUGGCGAAGUACGCUGUCCCCGAGCUGCAGCAGGAUUUCGUGGGACAGUUAGAUAUGCAAGCAUAAAUGCACAUCGGAAUCGUGAAAUGGGACGCCAUGAUGAUUUAUGGUCUCUCUUCUACAUGCUGGUUGAAUUUGUCAAUGGCCAGCUCCCAUGGCGAAAAAUCAAAGACAAAGAACAAGUUGGAAUUAUGAAGGAGAAAUAUGAUCACAGACUGCUCCUAAAACACCUACCAUCUGACCUCAAACAGUUCCUGGAACACAUCCAAUCCCUAAUGUAUGCCGACAAGCCAGACUAUGCGAUGCUUGGGGGGCUCUUUGAGCGAAGCAUGAAGCGUCGUGGCAUUAAGGAAACAGACCCAUAUGAUUGGGAAAAGACAGAUUCAGGAACAGGUGCCACUGUGAUAAAUCCAAAUUCAAUUCACAACAACCUCCGCAACGAACAUAUGCUCUGCAACAUAACACAGAUGACCGUUGCUGCUUCCAAUGCAAGCAAUAUUGAUCAAAUUGUUCAGCCAUGGCGGGACUCCGUCCUGGCUUCAACACCUGAACCAAUGAAUCACGACAAAGUUGACAAGAACUGCAACUCACCAGCUUUAACACAACCCACACCGUCUCUUGUGCCACAGCAGCGAUCCCAGGCACCAUCUAUUAAGGUUCAUUUGCCCGAUAAUCACGAAGGAGGAAAGAAAGCUCAGUUCCACAUUACAUCCUCCGUAUCCAGUCCUGUUAAGAAGCCAGCGCAUUCAGAAUUUGAUUUCAGACAAAAUCGUCGGGAGACACCCUCAGUAAGGGAUGAUACUAGUUACUCUAUCUUGAUGGUUGUGGAGUUUUCUGGGAUUUUAAAUACUCUCCAUUCCUUUCCGCAACAACCAGAAAGGCCAGAUGAAGAUCAUGAGGUGAAAAAUAAUGAAAAUACUCCGCCAAUUGGCAACAACAUAGAGAAAGGCAAUGUUGGACGUCUACGGGUUGUCACAGCCCCUCCGACUAGCGUCCAUGACUUGGGCAAUGGUGCAGAUGCAGCCACACCUCUACCGAAUGUUCAGCAAAAUCGUGGUGUGGUUAGAAGUGCCAGCGGUAGGAGACAAGGAGUCCUGAGAACAAGCUCCAGCACCAGAGUUGUGCAGCGAGAUCAUUCAGUUACAUUCGCUGUAAUUGAUGAUGACAAUGUGUCAGCAUUGCAGCAGAUCACCCGUGGUGGUGCAGGAGCCGUAACCUUGGCGUCUCAGUGGAAAUCCCAAUUUGAUGAUUCAGAGGAGACAACUGACAACGAGUGGCGUCAGGAGCAGAACAGUCAGCAGCACUCAAUUCAGAGCAAACCACGACAACAGUGCCGAAAGACAAAGAUAAAUAUUACUGGCAUUGAAAACUACAAAAACCUUCAAGACUAUCUACCUCAUUGCUGGUCUGAACCAGCUCUUGGAACUACCCUUAGGCGAGACCUAGCCCCGCCAAUUCUUCAACAAGCAGCUUUUGACAAAACCGUUUUCCAACUGGACGUUAUGAGAAAUAUAGGUGUACGCGGUGAAAGCCCUGAGAAGCAGACUGAAGAUGAUGGAGCAGAAGAAGAAGAGGAGGAGAAACCUAAGACUACGGCUGCAACCCUUGUUGGCAGUCUUCCAAACAUCGUCCUGCAGGAUUUCCCAGUUCUACCACCCCAGAUUGUGGCUGAAGUCCCAGAAAUCUCAAUUGUUGAUGAACAAUCAAGGUACCUAGAGUGUGCUGUCAGUGGAAAGUUGGAGAUUCGUGUUUUUCCUCUAGGUCCCAGGAUCGUUGAAUAGCAUCCGGCUAUGAAUGAUUGGAGCUUCCCAGUUAAAAGUUGCAAAGCUUCAAGGACUGCAAUAUCUAGUCGACACUCUUUCUAGUUCGCCGCAGAGGCAGUUUGUUAACCAUGUUAGAUUUUGAGGUAUAAAGAAUUAGACUAAUAGUACGCUUAUCAUUAGGAUUUAACAUCAAAUUUAUAUAAUUUAUUUUGAAGGCUUAUAUGGACUGCAGUCGUAGAGCCCAGCUUUACCAAAAAUGAUAUUUAAAUUGCUACGUAAUGUCAUUAAACUAAAUAUGUAUAUUUUGAUUGCUGUAAAUGAAUUAAAUUAAUUAAAGUCGUGUGUAGUGUGAAAUUAAAUAUAAAUAAAAA